Messenger RNA from Pantherophis guttatus, 2080 nucleotides. It is a transcript of the gene KDSR, whose product is annotated as 3-ketodihydrosphingosine reductase. Gene Ontology annotation, cellular component: endoplasmic reticulum membrane. Gene Ontology annotation, biological process: sphingolipid biosynthetic process. Lineage: Eukaryota; Metazoa; Chordata; Lepidosauria; Squamata; Colubridae. Gene Ontology annotation, molecular function: 3-dehydrosphinganine reductase activity. The record is from RefSeq and is a predicted model, not a curated record.
UGGUCCUGGGGUUCGUUUCCUUGAAAAAGAAGCCUUGGUUGGCUGAACCGGGUCACUCGGUCGCCCGGCGGUCGCGGCACGGCGGUGGCUGGUGGGGGAAGAGGAACGUGCGUCAGUCGAGUCUGUGGCGUUCGGGGCGCAGUGAUGCCGGGCACGGUUCUGCUAGUGGCGGCCACGGGAGUCGCUCUCUUUGUGGCCUUUCUGCUGCUGCUCUACCUAUUGUCGCCGCUCAACCAUCCCAAGCCGCUGUCGUUAUCCGGGGCUCACGUUGUGGUAACUGGUGGUUCCAGUGGCAUUGGGAAAAGCAUUGCUAUUGAAUGCUUCAAGCAGGGUGCUUUCAUAACUCUGAUUGCAAGAAAUGAGAAACGUCUCUUGGAGGCCAAGAAAGAAAUUGAGACAUUUUCAGUUAAUGAGAAGCAGGUUGUGCAUUCUAUUUCUCUUGAUGUUUCCAAAGAUUAUGCAAAUGUGGAGAAGUUGCUUAAACAAGCUCAAGAAAGAUUGGGUCCUGUUGACAUGCUUGUUAAUUGUGCUGGAACAUCAAUAACUGGAAAAUUUGAAGAAAUUGAUACCUAUAGGUUUGAGCAAUUAAUGGCUAUCAACUAUCUGGGUAGUGUUUACCCAACUCGUGCAGUAGUUGGUAAAAUGAAGGAGAGAAGAAUGGGGAGGAUUGUGUUUGUCUCAUCUCAGGCUGGACAAAUUGGUGUUUAUGGCUAUUCGGCUUAUUCUGCAACAAAAUAUGCUCUUAGAGGAUUAGCUGAAUCUUUACAUAUGGAGGUAAAGCCAUAUAAUAUAUGUGUGACCAUUGCCUAUCCUCCAGAUACAGACACACCUGGCUUUGCAGAGGAAAGUCAGAACAAGGUGUUAGAAACCAAGCUUAUUUCAGAAUCAUCAUCAAUCUGCCAACCUGACUAUGUUGCCAAAAUCAUUGUUAAGAAUGCUGUUCAAGGAAAAUUUACUAGUUCUUUUGGUGCUGAUGGUCACAUGCUGACAAUAUUGACUAAUGGAUUGGCGCCAGUUUCUUCCAUUGCUGAAAUCCUAGAGUCGGUUAUGUUCCUGGGCAUUUUUCGCUUGGCCAGCCUGUAUUUUAUAGCAGGUUUUGACAGCAUUGUUCGCCGGUGCAUGAUAGAAAAAGAGAAAUCUGAAAAGACAGACUGAAGUAGAACCACACUUUGAACUGAAUCCUAAUUAGAAAGGUGGACACUUUGUUGUUAAAUAUGCCUCAUAGAGAUAUAUAUGCUGAAGUGAUGGUAAUCUUCAGUGGUGAAAGAAGGAAACAAAUGAACAAUUCCAGAAAAAGUGCUAAUGAAGAAGACUGCUCUUUAUUUUCUGUUAUUUGAAAUAAUAGAUGUUGCCUUAGAAAUGAAUUUAUGAAAGAGCAGAGCUUCAGAGUGCUCUUUUUGCUGGUAAUUCUGCACAAAUACAUUGUUUUAGCAGUGUUGAAGUAUUUGUUCAAUGGCAAAUUUUAUCCAGAACUGGAGUAAACAACUUGGUUUCUUUCAGUUAUUGAGGACUACAAUUCUCACAGAUGAUUGCCAUUGUCCCUGCCGUUAUCCCCACUUUCCCAUCCCCUCCAAGCCUUGGAGAAUGAAAGGUUGACUAACCAAAUCUAAGAUACAAUUUACAUGUUUCUGUGAUGUAAAAGACAGCGCAACUGCCUCAUAUCUAAUCCUUAUUUUGUAGCUCCCCAAAGUCAUGCAAUUGAGUUGUCUGCCCAUAAUGACACUUUAAAUAAACAAAAGUUGUUUGGUUUUUUUUACAAUUUAAAUUGUAGUUAGUUAUAUGAAGAAGAUUAUAUCAAAUUGGAGAACUAACCUUUCAUAGGACGGUUCCGUUGGAUUUAAUACACCAGUCAAGAAUUGAUAGGUUUCCUCCUAUGAGUUCUUGGGACCUGGUCUAAUAAAAUAUGGUAAUUUCUGCUCUUGAGUGUAUAGUUUUGUGAAGUAUUCUGUUUUAUUAAGCGCUGUGCCUAGAUGGCAAAAUGUUAUUAAUAUGUUCCAAAGUUCCCUGUGUCGGAACAAUGAAGAAUGUUUUAACUGUAACAAAUCUUCGGGAAAAAUGAAGGACACAUGACUCUGAGAAA